Molecule: messenger RNA, 1222 nt
Organism: Populus euphratica (Euphrates poplar)
Lineage: Eukaryota; Viridiplantae; Streptophyta; Magnoliopsida; Malpighiales; Salicaceae
Product: protein ODORANT1-like
Exons: 2
Coding region: 48-878 (276 amino acids)
Source: RefSeq, a predicted model, not a curated record
GAGUAAUUAGGUGGAAGUGAUAUAGCAACGAGUGACUUGCCAUAGUGAUGGGUAGACAACCUUGUUGCGACAAACUUGGUGUGAAGAAGGGCCCUUGGACAGCUGAGGAAGACAAGAAGUUGGUCAAUUUUAUUCUCACACAUGGCCAAUGUUGCUGGCGUGCUGUACCCAAGCUCGCCGGACUCCGCCGGUGUGGCAAGAGCUGCCGUCUUCGCUGGACUAAUUACCUCCGGCCUGACUUGAAGAGAGGCCUUCUAAACGAGGAUGAGGAGCAACUUGUCAUUGACCUCCAUGCUUGCCUUGGCAACAGGUGGUCCAAAAUCGCAGCAAGAUUGCCGGGAAGAACAGAUAAUGAGAUCAAGAAUCACUGGAAUACCCACAUUAAGAAAAAGCUAAUAAAGAUGGGAAUUGAUCCUGUUACGCACGAGCCUCUCAAUAAACAAGGGAGUCCUCAAGAAAGUAUAGUACCUUGUCACACUAAUUAUGAUCAACCCAAUUUUAACGCUGAUGGUCAGCAGGUCCUCCCGCAAAAUUGUGGCCAUGCCUCCUCCAGCACUACUGAUAAUUCAAGCUCGACCACACCGACUGAAAAUUCUUCAGUGGAUGAAUGCAUAGGGUCAUCAGAACCUAACAGUACUACUGACAGUGAUCCACUAAUGAGUUGCAUAUGGUCGGAGGUAUUUCUUGAUGAUUCAUCUUGGAACUUUCAAGCCACUAGAGGAGGAGAUUUUAGUGAAUUCGGGCUAUCUAAAUCUUCAUCAGAGGAUAGUAACUCUCCAUGGGUUUUAGACUCUAAGGAUCUUGGAGAUGAAUUCUUUGGACUUAGUUGUUUCAGUGACAUGGACUUGAGUAUCCUAGACAUGGGUGGCAAGCAUUAAAAUGCACUACCUCAUAGAAUGAUCGCAAGGUGUAUCAAGAAAUGAGGAAGGAAGCACAAGGAUUGAAAGCUCAAGCUUCCUGGAUAGUAGAAUUUCUAGUCUUGUAAAUUUUUUCUUCAUCCCACCAUUCAAAUCUUGGAAAAGAACAAGGGAAAGGAAGAUAUUGGAAGUGCUAUAUAGCUUAAUAAUUAUUCUCCUUUCCUUCAUCAAAAUCGAAGAACAGUUCAACACCCCCCUUCCCUUGUAACAUUUGUAAUUAGAAAUCCUCAAAAUUUCAGAUGGCUAGUUCCUCCUAGGAAAAAGGUUUAUGCUAUUUAAUAUGGAGUGAUGAAUUAAAUGGUGCA